AUGGCUAAAGGCAGUUCUUAUUGUGAUGCUGCCGGUCGAUUUCAGCACUCUAUUGCAACAAUUGGGUUGUACUUUAAACAAGUACUGGAAACAAUGGUUCAUUUGUCUACCAAGAUCAUAAGACCAUACCAAAGUUUGACCGUGGUGCCAAAAAAAAUAGGUGACAACACAAAAUAUUGGGCAUAUUUCAAGGAUUGUGUUGGAGCAUUGGAUGGGACUCAUAUAAAUGCAGUUGUAAGCGAUGAUGAUGGUGUGGCACAUCGAGGGCGUAAAGGAAAAAAAACAUGGAAUGUUUUGGCUGCCUGUUCCUUUGAUAGGCUUUUCACGUUUAUCAACGUUGGAUUUGAAGGUAGUGCUCAUGAUAUUACUGUAUGGAACCAUUGCUUAACUGUACCAGAAUUUCGAUUUCCCCAUCCACCUCCAGGAAAAUAUUAUCUAGUAGAUUCUGGAUAUCCGAAUACCGUUGGAUAUUUGAGUCCAAUAAAAGAAAAAGAUAUUAGAACCCAUUUGCCUGGAUUUCGAAAUGGUCCACCACCACAAGGCAUGCUUGACUUUUUAAUUAUCUUCACUCUUCACUUCGAACAACGAUCGAGAGAUGUUUUGGACAAUUAAAAGGUCGAUGGAAAAUAUUGACAAUGAUGCCACAAAUGGACACUAAACAUCAAUUGGCAAUUAUGGUUGCUACAUUCACACUUCACAUUUUUAUUCGAUUACAUGAGUUGGAUAUACCCAUUGAUAGUGGUAUAGAAAUCGAACCAAGAGCAGAUUAUGAUUUGUUUAACGAGAAUCGUAAAGCUGUAAUGAAAGAAGUACAACUUAAUAU
Molecule: messenger RNA, 823 nt
Organism: Chenopodium quinoa (quinoa)
Lineage: Eukaryota; Viridiplantae; Streptophyta; Magnoliopsida; Caryophyllales; Amaranthaceae
Exons: 3
Coding region: 1-612 (203 amino acids)
Source: RefSeq, a predicted model, not a curated record